CCUCAGGUCCCUUCUCUCAGACGCGUCCACUCUUCGCUCUCUCCAAUGGCGGAUCCGAAUUGGCGUCUCUUCUCUCUCUCAUGUUUACUACUCACUACGCUAGCUCUACUCCACUAUCCCACCGCCUCACUCGCUCAAACGCUCUUCGUGUUUGGCGACAGCUACUACGACGCCGGCAACAAGCAGUUCCUCACCGGGAACAGUGUCGAUGCCAAUUCUCCUCCGUAUGGAAUAUCCAUUGGAGAAGCAACUGGACGGUGGUCCGAUGGCCUCACCGUUCCUGACCAUCUCGCUAGAUUCUUGGGUAUCCCAAAAAUUUCACCGAUUCUAGGAAGCUCGGUGGAUUUCACUCACGGAGCUAGCUUCGCUAUCGCCGACGCCUCCGUCCUCGGUUCCCCUCUCGAGACGAUGACUCUGUCUCAACAAGUCAUGAAAUUCUCCCAAAACAAGAACAAAUGGACUGAUAAAACGCUAUCGGAAGCUAUCUACUUGACAUACAUUGGCUCUGAUGAUUACUUGAACUUUGCCAAGGAUAACCCAAAUCCCUCCGAUGAUCAAAAACAAGCCUUUGUGGAUCAAGUCAUCACUUCCAUGGAGGCUUCGAUCAAGGUAAUUUACGAUGCGGGAGGGAGGAAGUUCGCCUUCCAAAACUUAGCACCGUUAGGCUGCUUACCGGUGGUUAAACAAGAGUCAGGAAACGAGAAAGACUGUAUGAAUUUGCCUUCAGAAAUGGCUGCAUUACAUAACAAGAACCUGUUGAAGCUCAUAGAGAGACUGGCACAAGAUCUGGAGAGUUUCCAGUACUCGUUCUACGAUUUCUUCAGCUCAAUCCAGAACAGAGUUUUCGAGCCUGACACUUACAUUUUCGGGACAGGAACAGCUGCUUGUUGCGGGACCGGACCUCUAAAGGGGACAGGUUGUGCAGCCAAAAAUGUGUGUGUCAAUCCAAAUGAGUACGUCUUCUUUGACGGUAAGCAUUUGACACAAGAUGCGAACCUUCAGGUAGCACAUUUGAUGUGGAACGCAGACCCUCAAGUCAUUGAACCCAACAAUCUCCGUGAGCUUCUCCUCUUUCCUCUCGACAUACCUUUCAUCUACAGUGUCAAAAGGCUAGACCAAGUUGGUAAAGCUGGCUCUUUUGUGAUGUAAGACAUAAUAAGAUUGUGUAACUGAAAUAAUAAGGCCAAGGUUGUAUCUCUGGCACUUCUUAAGAUAAUCUACAGCCAAUGUCGGGUGAUGGGCAACGUAACGAGGAUAAUAAAAUUAUUCAAAUAUG
Molecule: messenger RNA, 1276 nt
Organism: Arabidopsis arenosa
Lineage: Eukaryota; Viridiplantae; Streptophyta; Magnoliopsida; Brassicales; Brassicaceae
Source: the annotation of a GenBank genome assembly